GUAAAAAGAAAACGUGUGACAGGUCAUCUAGCGCUGUGGAGCGACGAACCAAAGAGCAAUGUCUCGGCGACAGACCCGCGAGAAGCAGCAAGGGAAACAGUUAUCCCUCCGUCAGCAGGUGGCGCUGUUUCAGUCCACCACCCCUACCAAUGAAAGAAGAGAUGGAGGACAUGGUGCAGGUGGGACGCAGAAAGAGAGGAUGGAGACAAACGGCUCUGUCUCUUCAUCUCGUCCUGUCCAAAGAGAAAUCAAAGAUGGUAAAGCCAGAUCUCCCUCAGGCUUUAGCAGUGCUCCUCAGAGUAAAGCAUACACUCCAACUGGGUUUGUUCCACCUUUAGACAGCUGCCACGACCAUGAGCUCCGCCCCUUUCUCCUCCCCUCCCACUGUGACUCCCUCUUCACUUCUUUACGUGGCUUAAAAGAGGAGGAGCUACUGCUGGACUGCAGCUUACAACUUCCUAGUUGUUCAAUCAAGGCUCACCGAUUGGUGCUUGCCGCUGUCAGUCGGAAGGCAGAGGCGUGGCUGCCUUUGGGACAGAUGGCGGUAACACAGGUGAAUUUAUGUGGUGUUGAAGAAUCAGAAUGUUCUGUAUCUCCAGUAGGACUAAAGGCUGUGCUGAACUUUGCUUACUAUGGAGAAAUGGACGUGACCUGCGCUGAAAGUUUAGAUGUGGAGGAGAUACUCAUGGCUUGCAGGUGUUUAGAGGUGGAGCGGCUGGCGGAGGUGUGCAGGGGUGAAACUCCACCCAGCGGGAGUGCAGAAAGAGGGAGGAGCCUCCAGGUGAUCAGUAAGCUGUGGAAGAGGCAUGUGGGCUAUGAUGUCAUCAUAGAGGCGGAGAGUGGAGAGCACUUCCCUGCCCAUCGCGUUAUCCUCGCUGCUGGAGGGGACUACUUCCGGGCCCUCUUCUGCGGAGGGUUACGUGAGUCUGAAGAGGAGGUGGUACGUCUGCGAGGCGUUGAAGCCAGCGUGCUGCGAUCACUGCUCGAAUUCAUCUACUCCGGAGAGCUGAAGCUGGGCUGGAAAAAUGUGUGGGACCUGGCGGAAUCAGCCAUGCAGUUUCAGCUGCAGGGGGCGCUCACGCUCUGCCUAAACUUCCUACAGGAUUACAUGGAUGACGGCUCAUGUUUGGACGCGCUGUCUCUCGCCGAGACUUACGGUCUGGAGCAGCUGGGUAGGGCAGCAGAGGACUAUGCUUUGGCCCACUUUCAGAGGGUCUCAGAGGGGGAGAAGUUCAAGGACCUGUCCUGCUCCCUGCUGGAACGUCUGCUGGAGAGAGAUGCACUGAGUGCAGACAGUGAGGUGGCAGUGUUCAGAGCAGCUGUGACAUGGGUAGAGGAGGAUAAAGCGCAGAGGUUGGGGAGUCUUCCAGGGCUUCUCCAGAGGAUCCGCUUUCCCCUGAUGACCCCUGCAGAGCUGAUGGAGGUACAGAACUGCAGACUGCUGAGUAGGAGCUCAGAAGGAAGAGCAGCCUUGGAGACAGUGAGGAAACGUCUAGAGGGAAAUCAAAGAGCUGUAGGAUGUAAACCUCGAACCCCAAAUCAGGUGUUGGUGCUGGUUGGGGGAGACAGCGUGAAUGAGAACUUCGAGCGGCGAGAGCCAAACCGCUGCCUGUGGUUCGCCCGCCGCUUCCUGCGUGGAGAGGGCCUCAUUCGGACUGUGGAGUGGGAGCCACUGGCUCAGCUCCCGGGGCCCUCGCGACUCCGCCACUGCGUGUGCGUGCUCAGUAAUAUACUGUACAUACUGGGGGGCCGCAAGUACUAUGGAAAACUGGACAUACUGAAGUCUGCAGUGAGAUACGACCCUGCCCAGGGAAAAUGGGAGUGUUUGCCAGAUAUGGCCAGUCCCAGAGACUACUUUGCUGCUGUGUGUAAAGGGGGCAAGGUGUUUGUCCUGGGUGGUAACUACGAUGACAUGAAUUGCCUGGAUUCUGUGGAGUACUACACACCUGAAGAUAACACCUGGAGCUUGGCUCACUCUUUAGACACACCCGUCUGUGGCCAUGCAGCUGCGGUGCUGGACGGGGAGAUCUACGUUUCCGGUGGUUGUGACUCUCGUCUGCGCUGCCUUCCUUCUUUAUGGCACUACGACCCCGUCUACGGCUGCUCUAGCCGCGCUCCCAUGGCAAGCGGAGCAGGGCGUGCAGGUCAUGUGAUGCUGGCUGUGGGAAACCAACUGGUCGUGGCUGGGGGGCUGCAGCCCAUGUGGGUGGGGUAUAGCGACCAGUUACAAUGCGAGGCUUACGAUCUGCUCAGGAAUUCCUGGACACCUCUGCCCCUCCUGCCUCGGCCUCACCUCUCCCCUGCCGCCACUUAUCUCGAUGGACAGCUGUACAUCCUGGGCGGGUCUUCGGCUGACUCUGCGCGAGACAUGCCAUGGGUUCAUCGCUACGAUCCUCGGCAAAACUGCUGGGACAAACUCGGAACGAUGCCCCGACCUUAUGCUGACCUUGCGGCAUGUGCGCUUCAGUUACCCAUAAGUCUUCAGGGUGAAAGCCAUUAAUUAGGGGAGGGCGAUGUGGCAGAAAUGUCUCGUGAUACUUUAAGACAUUUUCGCAAUACACAAUCUUUAGUAGCGUUCAAAAUAACAGACAAAACAUAACCAGUAAUGUUACCUUUUAAAAAAUAUAAAUAUAAAAACUUUGAUUUUAAUUCCGUGUUUCACUAAUUGCACUGUCCAGUCCAAUUAAACAGGGCUAAUUGUGCUCUGUGUAAUAAAAAAAAGAUGCUCAGUGUACUUUCAGUACUGACGAUAUUCAUGAUACUCUCAGAAAAGCAUAUUGUGAUGCAAUUUAGCAGAAUAACCAUGAAAUAUUGUCUUAUUGCCCACCAAUGAUCAGACCGAAUCAGCUUCAGUGCAUGAAAUCAAGCGCCAGCCUACCAGCGCCUCAUUUACAUGAAGUUAUUUAUGCAGACAAUGCCUUUGCUCAUAGGUGGAGUUUAAUGUCAAGCGACGAGUGCACUGCUCCCCCUACUGGCCAAACUUCACAGUGUUUAAGUCACAACUAGUGGAAAGAAUAGAACCAAACAAAGAAACAAGCCGUCUGGGUUCUUUUAAGGCGGUGGAAUGAUGUGAUGAGUGUUAUACGCUGUGUUAUUGCAGUAUGUAUGCUGCUUCUGCUCUGGCUGUGCUGUUAUUGCUUAUUUUGUGGGCGGAGUCAGUAGUAAACAACUAAAGCUCGGUGUCUUUAUAGCUUCUGUUUACGCCAGUGCGCGUGUAAAACAGGUGCAUCCGCUUCGUAUUGGCACAGUAUUGUUGUGAGUUUGAUCGUACAGAUUCGCCGAAGGUGAAAUCAAUGAAAAACGGCACCCACAGUUUUGUUAAUGUUCUUGUUCAUACGCAACUCUCUGCACCGCUCCACACCAACAUUUCAUAACAUCUUAUUUCUCCCUCAUUGCUCAGUGAAACUGGGAGUGUAGAUCCUAAACUUUUAAUAAUACCACGUUCAUGUUUACGUGACCAGAGGUGGAGUUAAAGUCGAGACCCCCAAGGUAAAAUAUU
Messenger RNA from Pygocentrus nattereri (red-bellied piranha), 3499 nucleotides. RefSeq names its product kelch-like protein 33. Bases 59 to 2500 code for a protein of 813 amino acids. Gene Ontology annotation, molecular function: protein binding. The transcript is spliced from 8 exons. NCBI's taxonomy places the organism in Eukaryota, Metazoa, Chordata, Actinopteri, Characiformes, Serrasalmidae. The record is from RefSeq and is a predicted model, not a curated record.